Molecule: messenger RNA, 5883 nt
Organism: Ctenopharyngodon idella (grass carp)
Lineage: Eukaryota; Metazoa; Chordata; Actinopteri; Cypriniformes; Xenocyprididae
Gene: gdap1l1
Product: ganglioside induced differentiation associated protein 1-like 1
Exons: 6
Coding region: 567-1667 (366 amino acids)
Source: RefSeq, a predicted model, not a curated record
UGUAACCGUCCAAAGAUUAUAUUUUUAUAUUAAAAUUUACAAAAAUCUGUACAUUUUAAUUUUUUUGAAUUUUGAAAAAUAUUCAAAUCAGUGUUGUGUGACCAACCAGAGGACUGCAGACCCCAAUGACUGUGUAAUAAGUUAAAAAAAUAAAUAAAAAAUAACAAUAAUAAUGUGUAUUCAGGGUGUAAGGGAUAUAUUCCACUAGUUUUUACUUUAUGCUUAGACAUUUCAGAGUCAUUAAAUCAACACUUUUUGUAGAAAAUGGCAAGCGUUUUUCAAAUGACCAACAUAAAAAAAAAAAAACAAAUAAAAAAAACAAACAAAUAUGACAUUCAUGAACCAGAUCUCUGAAAUGCUUAUUUUACCCUUCUAUACAUUUAUCGAGGACAAACAGAGAGUAAAUGAGCAGGUCGAAAGUGCGGCUGAGGAUGUCGUGUCGAUGAUGCCCCUGUUCGUGGUGCUGAAAUCUCCAUGCGCUCGUCCUCCCUCCAUCUCUCCCCUCCCUCCUGCCCUCUCUCUCCCUCUCUCUCUGCUCCUCUCUCACACGCACAGAAUCCUCUGUCAUGGCGUCUUCCAACAAUGUUACUCCCACCAACUGUAGCUGGUGGCCCAUAUCAGCCAUGGACGAAGAUGGCAAAAUCACAGACGGAGAGGAGAGUCACGAGCCCACGAUAGAACACAAGCCAUACUCCAAAGACAGGCUCGUCUUGUAUCACUGGACUCAGUCCUUCAGCUCUCAGAAGGUGCGUCUGGUGAUCAAUGAGAAAGGGUUGCUGUGUGAAGAACGGGAUGUCAGUCUGCCUCUCACUGAGCACAAGGAGCCUUGGUUCAUGAGGCUCAACCUAGGGGAGGAAGUGCCAGUUUUCAUCCACGGAGACACUAUCGUCAGUGACUACAACCAAAUCAUUGAUUAUAUAGAGACCAACUUUGUCGGAGACACAGUAGCCCAGCUGAUUCCGGAUGAAGGCACUCCAUUGUAUGCAAGGGUACAGCAGUACCGUGAGCUGCUGGACGGACUGCCCAUGGAUGCUUACACACAUGGAUGCAUCCUGCAUCCUGAACUCACAAUUGACUCCAUGAUCCCAAAGUACGCCACUGCUGAAAUACGUAGACAUUUGGCCAAUGCAGCAUCUGAACUAAUGAAGUUGGACCAUGAGGAACCCCAACUGACAGAGCCAUACCUCUCCAAGCAGAAAAAGCUCAUGGCAAAGAUCUUGGACCAUGACAAUGUGAACUACCUGAAAAAAAUUCUUGGAGAGUUGGGAAUGGUACUAGACCAAGUAGAGGCAGAGCUGGAAAAAAGAAAACUGGAAUAUCAAGGUCAAAAAUGUGAAUUAUGGCUUUGUGGACCUACUUUUACACUAGCUGAUAUUUGUCUUGGAGCCACAUUGCACAGGCUCAAGUUCUUGGGACUCUCAAGGAAAUUCUGGGAGGACGGGAGCCGGCCGAACCUGCAGUCGUUUUUUGAGCGGGUGCAGAAGCGCUACGCUUUCCGCAAGGUGUUGGGGGACAUCCACACGACCCUGCUCUCUGCGGUUCUACCCAAUGCAUUCCGAAUGGUAAAAAAGAAGCCCCCGUCCUUCUUUGGGGCGUCCUUCUUAAUGGGCUCACUCGGGGGGAUGGGCUAUUUUGCCUAUUGGUUUUUAAAAAAGAAAUACAUGUAGUGAAUGUGCUCUUGUAGUGUUUUGUGUCUGUGUAUCUGUGUGAUGUUCGAACUUUUCGGUAACACUGUUUUACGAGAGCAGGAAAAUCAAGACAAUAUACAGAGAUUAACACUAUUACUUACUUGGGUGAAUACUUAAAUAAAUAUAUAAUGAGAACAUUCCAAGACUAGGAAUUCUUCUUAACAGCACCUUCUCUGGUAAUUGAUGCCUUCAUUUUUUUUUAUGAUUUACUGGUUUAUUUUAUUCAUACUAGGCUUGCAUACUGCAUAACUAUAUUCUGUUGUUCUGUCCAGAUUAUAAACACUACACAUUCUGACAUUUAGUUCACCUGUAUUCGAUUAUAAGGUAUAGCACAACGGCUAAAUAAACUUUUAAGUAUAUUAUAAACUUAAAUCCCAAAUAAUGUUUAUUAAAGGUGCAGUAAGCAAUUCCUGAGAAAGGCCCUGUCCCAAAUGGCACACUUCAUAUGCACUUGCGGUCUUGCGGUCUUACAAUGGCCACCACGUGCAGCGUAGGGUGUCCCAUUUGUCAUUUUAGGUAUCAGAAAGGUGCUCGUUAACGCCCCCUUUGCAGCCGAUAGUGUGCCCUAGAUGCACACUUUUGCUGAGCCCGCAAGUCUGCAAGCAUUAUAUCACAAAAGUGUGGACUCGGAUUGCGAGGACUUAGGGUUCCUUUUAGGACAGGGCCAAACACUGUUGAUAUUUGAAAUCAACCCAAACAAACACACCCCUUCUUCAUUGCUCCGCCCCCAAAAUGCACAAACAUGCAAUGGAAGAGUGGAUGUCUCUUUAACAUAGCUGAAGCGAAAAACUAAAAAUAAAGCAAAGAUGACGAACCAACGACAAAAAAUAAACAUACAGUACACAAGUACAACCCAAAUUCCGGAAAUGUUUGGACGUUUUUUAAAUUUGAAUAAAAUGAAAACUAAAAGACUUUCAAAUCACAUGAGCCAAUAUUUUAUUCACAAUAGAACAUAGAUAACAUAAAUGUUUAAACUGAGAAAUUUUACAAUUUUAUGCACGAAAUGAGCUCAUUUCAGAUUUGAUGCCUGCUACAGGUCUCAAAAUAGUUGAGACGGGGGCAUGUUUACCAUGGUGUAGCAUCUCCUCUUCUUUUCAAACAGUGUGAAGAUGUCUGGGCAUCAAUGUUAUGAGUUUCUGGAGUUUUGGUGUUGAAAUUUGGUCCCAUUCUUGCCUGAUUUAGGUUUCCAGCUGCUGAAGAGUUUGUGGUCGUCUUGCUCUAAAACCUUUAUAUACCUUUCAGCAUUCAUAAUGCCUUCCAAACAAUGCAAGCUGCCCAUACCGUAUGCACUUAUGCACCCCCAUACCAUCAGAGAUGCUGGCUUUUGAACUGAACGCUGAUAACACACUGGAAGGUCUCCCUCCUCUUUAGCCCGGAGGACACGGCGUCUGUGAUUUCCAAUAAGAAUGUCAAAUUUGCACACGUCUGACCAUAGAACACUUUUCCACUUUGAAACAGUCGAUUUUAAAUGAGCCUUGGCUCACAGGACACGACGGCGCUUCUGGACCAUGUUCACAUAUGGCUUCCUUUUUGCAUGAUAGAGCUUUAGUUGGCAUCUGCAACUGGCACCGCGGAUUGUGUUUACCGACAGUGGUUUCAGAAAGUAUUCCUGGGCCCAUUUAGUAAUGUCAUUGACACAAUCAUGCCGAUGAGUGAUGCAGUGUCGUCUGAGGGCCCGAAGACCACGGGCAUCCAAUAAAGGUCUUCGGCCUUGUCCCUUACGCACAGAGAUUUCUCCAGUUUCUCUGAAUCUUUUGAUGAUGUUAUGCACUGUAGAUGAUGAGAUUUGCAAAGCCUUUGCAAUUUGACGUUGAGGAACAUCGUUUUUAAAGUAUUCCACAAACUUUUUACGCACUCUUUCACAGCUUGCCCAUCUUUACUUCUGAGCGACUCUGCCUCCCCAAGACAUCCCUUUUAUAGCUAAUCAUGUUACAGACCUGAUAUCAAUUAACUUAUUUAGUUGCUAGAUGUUCUCCCAGCUGAAUAUUUUCAAAAUUUCUUGCUUUUUCAGCCAAUUGUUUCCCCCGUGCCAACUUUUUUGAGACCUGUAGCAGGCAUCAAAUUUGAAAUGAGCUCAUUUAGUGGGUAAAAGUGUAAAAUUUCUCCGUUUUAACAUUUGUUAUGUUAUCUAUGUUCUAUUGUGAAUAAAAUAUUGGCUCAUAUGAUUUGAAAGUCUUUUAGUUUUCAUUUUAUUCAAAUUUAAAAAACGUCCCAACAUUUCCGGAAUUCGGGUUGUAUAUACAAGCAAGAGUUGGUUGUUGGCAGGGUUGCCAGUUUUCACAACAAAACCCGCCCAAUUGCUGCCCGUUCCUGGGGGUAAAAUCCGUGUUUUUGGCAGGGUUCUCCUGGUAAAAUUCGCAUUCCAGGGGCUAAAUAUCAUGUUAUUUGGGGUCGCUUCAACCCACGGACAUGAAAAACAACCCGCGGCAACAGUGUUAAAGUAGCCCAGUUCCGCGGGAAAAUCACAGACUUGGCAACACUGAUUGUUAGUCACCAGCAGCACACCAGCUCCAGACAAACAAUGAAACUCAAAACUGUCCUGUUACAAUUGCUAACAUUACAACAACAGCAUAUCUUGGUUCUAUGAAACAGCAAAACCAAUGUUACUCACGUAUGAAGCAGAAACAACGCAACCUCGGCGUCCGUUUUCAGGCCUUCCCGCUUAGGUCUCUCCGGCGCUGGAAAGCUUUUCUAAUAUUAGCGCGGGUCCUAAAGCUCUUGCCUGAUCAUAACCUUUCUUUUUCUAGUGGUAUUCCUCUGACCUUUUCUCUUUUGUAAUAUCUCUUUUUCUACAGUCUUUCUUCAAAUCUCCCUCUUGCUCACUCUCUCUCCUCCCCCAUCAUGAGUGGACACGCCCCCUUCUGCUGAUUGGCUAAGUGUUUUGUGGUGCUCGGUCCGAUCCACUUUCAACAGCGUUUCUCAGAAAUCACUUACUGCACCUUUAAAGUACCCCGAAUUCUUAAUUAAGCAUCUGUUUUUGUAUUAUUGGCCAUUGACAGGUUUCCAAACACUUUGCACUUAAAAGACUCAAAAUUUUGAGACUAUUCUGCCAAACUUGUCAGCAUUGUCAUUCACUUUUUAGUGCAGAUCCCAGCACAUUUACACGUGAAACACUGUUCAUUAACAGAAUCCAACACAUUGCAAUUUUCAGUGUUAGCAAACAUUUCACAAGCCUAAAUUUACAGAAUAUUACACAUCUUACCAAGAAUGCAAAAACAGAAAAAACUAAAGAGAACAGAAUGUGUUCCUCAUAUAAGACUGCCAAUCUAAGCAUUUUCUUUCCUAUGUAAUUGUAUUUUUAUUUUAUUUUAUUUAUUUUUUUUAUCACUAGCAAAAGUCCUCAAAAGUCUACUAAACCACAGGAUGAGUAAAGUUUCUUUCUUGAAAUGUAGGUGGUGUAGAAAUGUGAAUGUGAAAUGCCAGUUCUGAGUGUAAAAAUUACUGGGACAUUUGGUAUGAAAACAAACACACCAUUAUAUUCAGUAGAAAAACUAGGCUUAUAAUAAAAAUCAAAUGGUCAUUUAAACUAGUAGGCUAUAUCCAUUUUUAAGCAUGCAACUGUUUGAUGCAAUGGGUUUAUAACCAAAGACAAUGACAGUUUUUUCUUUCUUUGUAAGUUUUCAGUAAUGUUCAGAAAAAAGAAGAGUUUGUGUACACUCUUCUUCUUAAGUCAAUUUCAUUUGACUUACAAAAAACUGUGAGACACCAUUAAAUGUUUGCCAGCAAACACAAGAAUAUAACAGAAUUAUAUACAUUAUAUGAGAGUUCUGUUUCGCCUCACACACAAGCCAUAUACAACUGUGCAGAUGUAUUAAUACUCUAUUAUUAUUUUAUUUUAUGUACUGCUGUUAGUCAUUUUCAAUACUAUAACUACAACAAAUGUACAGUACAUCUGAGAAUAUCUCAACACCUCAAAUCUCACGUAGAAAUACACUUAAUCUGGAAUGUUUGAUAUAAAUUGCCAUAAGUGUUGAUCCCUACUCUAAAACGGAAUGACUGGAAGUUAAAUUAAUACAUGAACAAUAUAUUGAUGUCUGUGGUCAUUAGACUUCACAAUAAAUUAUUUUAUUUUGUAAUUUUUAUUUUUAUAUUUUUAAAAUAUGCAUUUAUUUACAGUGCUUUCUAAGAUGUUUGUUCAUGAGCCUUAAUUUGUUCAGUUGCCAUCGAUUUCAAUAAAUGAAAAUGCUUACCUUAA